AUGGAAUUAUUAGAACCAGAUCUUUUUGGUGGUUUAACCAAAAACAUUACAGCUGAAAUGAUAUCAAAAGACAAGAAGAAGGAUAAAUAUAUUGAUGACACUGAUGCUCCAGUAUCUAAGAGACAUAAGGUUCAUAAGAGUUUAGGAUCAGAAUAUAAGUUAAUAAAGAAAAUUGGAUCAGGUGCCUUUGGGGAGGUAUUUGUGGUAAAAGAUCGCCGUGACGACCAGUAUUAUGCAUGCAAAGCUCAGAAAGUGGAGGAGUCAGGUGGAGCUACACUAUUAUUUCCUGAAGCUAAGUAUUUGAUCCGAUGAGCAGGAGACUGAAUUCCAAGAGUCAAAGAUUACAUCCAAGGUACUAACUAUCAUAUCUUAAUUAUGGAAUUGUUAGGACCAAACUUGGAAAAUUUAUUUUAAGUACUGAGAAAGGAAGUUCUCUCUCAAAACAAUCUUAAUGAUAGCCAUCCAAACUUUGAUGCGAAUAAAUUAUCUUCACAGUAAGUUGGUUAUCCAUAAAGACAUUAAGCCUGAGAACUUUGUAGUGGGGUAUGGCUCUAACGAAAAGAGGAUCUAUUUGGUCGACUUCGGGCUUGCUGGGGAUUUCAGAUCACCUAGAGAUGGAAAGCACAUAGAACUUCAGAAAAGAAAAAGUUUAUGUGGUACAGCAAGAUAUGCAUCCAUAAAUACCCACGAAGGGCAUAAUCAAUCUAGAAGGGACGAUCUAGAGUCUCUAGGUUAUGUCCUGAUUUACUUUUUGUUAGGCAAGCUUCCUUGGCAAGGCUUUGAUACAAAGGAAAAGAAAGAUAAAUAUAAGAAGAUUGAAAAGUCAAAGAAGACUGCUAAUCUAGAAAAGUUGCUAGAAAAAUACCCCCAAGUAUUCCUUAAAUACUUAAACUAUACGAAAAAUCUAGGGUUUGAGGAUAGGCCAUGCACUAGAGACCUUAUUAAACUGUUUCAAAAAGAAAUGCACUUGAGAGAAAUGGAAAAUGACGGAAAUUUCGACUGGGUUCUAAAAAGAGCAAAGCAAGUUCCUGGCAAACGACAAUAAAGACGAAGAAAAUGCAAAAAGGA
This is a messenger RNA of Moneuplotes crassus, 1068 nucleotides long. The record is from the annotation of a GenBank genome assembly. NCBI's taxonomy places the organism in Eukaryota, Ciliophora, Spirotrichea, Euplotida, Euplotidae.